AUGAUUGAACCCUUAAACAAAGAGUCAGAAAGUCUUAUCUCUCAUAAUUUUAUAGAUUUCGUCCCAGCGGUGCUAGACCGUUCUUUAGUUGAUUAUUGGGUAAAAAGCAAAGAUGCGGCUUCUUUCUAUAUUGCUCGUGAACUUAUUAAAGAGGAAGGAAUUUUGUGUGGAGGGUCUGCUGGAUCUAAUGUUUUGGCAGCUAUGGGGAUUGCUAAAAUGCUUGGGCCAACUUGCCGUCGUGUUGUGACUAUUGCUCCAGACAGUAUUAGGAAUUAUAUGUCAAAAUUCUUAGACGAUGAAUGGCUGAAUGCUAAAGGACACAUUUCUACUGAAAACUUUGAUUUGACAGAAAAUUUUGUUAUUGAAAAAGGAUCUAAUUAA
Molecule: messenger RNA, 381 nt
Organism: Meloidogyne enterolobii
Lineage: Eukaryota; Metazoa; Nematoda; Chromadorea; Rhabditida; Meloidogynidae
Source: the annotation of a GenBank genome assembly